AUGCCAGGUACUCUGAUGUUGUACAUGAAGAUUGGAACUUGUAGUUCAUCGGUACGGGUAUUUUUCCGAAAAUGUAACGGCCGUGCUGCCUGUAACUGUGCUGUAGCUGUGCGGUCUGGUGAUGACGUCAUCCUGAUAGACAGGUGUGGACCAGACUCUGACAACGCCCAGCCUCACCUUGAUGUUAGGUCAUACAUCAAUGACGAUCUCACCCUCGGGACACGCGUUGUGAAAUACGAGGGUGGAAAAGAAUACAGGGUGUACCUCCCAACGGGAAGUUAUAUAGUAGUUAAAGAUGGACAGUUGAAGAGAGACCGACAAGGCUACUUGAAUGUUUUUAUGCAUGCCUCCGCUCUGGACUUCAACCAGACAGUUGGAUUGUGCGGAACAUUCAAUGGGGACAAGGAGGAUGACCUAACAUUACCAGAUGGAACUGUAGACCCGUCAGAUGCCAGGAAGCCAGACUCCUUCUCCCUCCAGUGGAGAGUCAGUGAGGAGGAUUCUUUGUUUACUGGGUAUUGCCCAGGAGCAGAAGAGGAUGAAUCAGUGGAAAUGGAUGACAUGUCCUGUUCAUGUCUAAAAGGGAAAAACAUUACCUGUGAUUCUCGUCUGUUCUAUCAGUGUGAGGUUGAUCCUGUACCAGGAGAAGAUAUCACAGCUUCCAUACCAAACUUCCCCCUGAGAAGGUGCUUCAGUAUUCAGCCUUGGAUCGUGUUCCAGUACAACGCUUCCUACAUAGCUACAGCAGGAACAUUCCCGACCCCUGGAGGCAUCAAUCAGACAGAGGCUUACAGAAUAUGUUCGGAGUAUAUCUUUUCUGCGGAGGUUGGAGUCCUUUGUAACGGAUUUAUAUCAGCGAAAAUUGAAGUCAGCAUCCAGUCAUGUGUUGAAGAUAUCGCAAUCACUGAUGAUAUAUCUUGGGCGUUUGAGGCCCUGUCCAGUGUGAAGGUCCAGUGUUUAGCGGAGAUAGCCACCAACACUGACCUGUGGAUAGUGGACGGAGGUGGCCUUGUACCCCCAUUCAACACCACACACUUACUCUGUCCCGAGUGUGAGAACGACGGUGUCUGUCUGGAAGGUAAGUAUUUAGUCUGUAAGGUCGACACUGUCCCUCCAUUCAACACCACACACUUACUCUGUCCCGAGUGUGAGAACGACGGUGUCUGUCUGGAAGGUAAGUAUUUAGUCUGUAAGGUCGACACUGUCCCUCCAUUCAACACCAUACUCUGUCCCGAGUGUGAGAACGGCAGUGUCUGUAUGGAAGGUAAGUAUUUAGUCUGUAAGGUCGAGUGUUGUCCCUCCAUUCAACACCAUACUCUGUCCCGAGUGUGAGAACGGAGGUGUCUGUAUGGAAGGUAAGUAUUUAGUCUGUAAGGUCGAGUGUUGUCCCCACAUUCAACACCACACACUUACUCUGUCCCGAGUGUGAGAACGGAGGUGUCUGUGUGGAAGGUAAGUAUUUAGUCUGUAAGGUCGAGUGUUGUCCCCACAUUCAACACCAUACUCUGUCCCGAGUGUGAGAACGGAGGUGUCUGUGUGGAAGGUAAGUAUUUAGUCUGUAAGGUCGAGUGUUGUCCCCACAUUCAACACCACACACUUACUCUGUCCCGAGUGUGAGAACGGCAGUGUCUGUGUGGAAGGUAAGUAUUUAGUCUGUAAGGUUGAGUGUUGUCCCCACAUUCAACACCACACACU
Pecten maximus is the source of this 1695-nucleotide messenger RNA. RefSeq lists its product as uncharacterized. Lineage: Eukaryota; Metazoa; Mollusca; Bivalvia; Pectinida; Pectinidae. The record is from RefSeq and is a predicted model, not a curated record. Bases 1 to 1332 code for a protein of 443 amino acids. The transcript is spliced from 8 exons.